GCAGCCGAUCGCUACAUUUCAUAUUCGGCCGCCAAAAGGUCGGAGGGAAGGAUUUCGCUCUCUUUUCGCUGCCCUGUCUGUCCCCCCUCCUCUCGCUAUCUCUGAAGAAGGAGAAGAGGACGAGGAGGAGAACCGAGCAUGGAGGAAGAAAAGAAGGAAGGAAGAGGAGGAGGAGAGAACGAGGCCGACGGAGUGGUGCCCGCUUUGAUAUCGGUCCACCCACAGGAGUACUCCGUCGCCGUUGCCAUCGGUUCCGAGCUGCGGGUCUACAGUCUGAGGGACAAUUGCAUGGUUGUCUUACAGGGCGUGGCUGGAGGUCUUUCUCAUUCAGAUUCUAUACGUGCCAUAUGUUUUGGUGCAAAUGGGACACUUUUUGCAUCAGGAGGAGAUGAUAAGCUGGUUAAAGUCUGGUCCACAGAUUCUUGGCAUUGUAUACAGACAACAUGUGCAGAAAAGAGAGUGAGCUCAGUUGCCUUAAGCAGCAAUGGAUCUUUUCUUACGUUUGCUGAUAAGUUUGGGGUUAUUUGGGUAGUGGAAGUAGAUGUUGCUGAGAAAACUUCUUCUCCAAUCACAAAAGUAGCCACUCCAAUUUUUGGUCAUUAUUGUAGUAUCAUCACAAGUUUGGAAUUCUCACCAGAUGGGCAGUUCAUUGCUAGUGCAGAUCGUGAUUUUAAAAUUCGUGUUUCAGUUUUUCCUGGAAGACCUUUGAAAGGGGUACAUGAGAUACAAAACUUUUGCCUUGGUCAUACAGAUUAUAUCUCAUCUUUAGCUUUUAUCUGUGCUUCUGAUGGUUCUUGUGGAUUUCUUCUAUCUGGAAGUGGUGAUUCAACUGUACGUUUAUGGGACUAUGAAAAUGGUUUACUUCUUCAUACAUGUGAAGUUGGAGUAAAGGCAGGACUUGUUGAGAAUGAACAAUCAGACCUUCCUGCAGUCAUUGAUUUGUGUGCUUCCCCAAAUGGCUCAGUCAUCGUGGCUGCAAUUCAGAGGUUUUGCGGGAUACUGCUUUUGAGCUGCAGCUUCCAUGAUUGCAGUCUUGUAGUUUCAAAAGUGGUAGAGAUGCAGAAAAGUUUCAUUCCAACAAGUUUGAGAAUCAGUUCAGUGGGCCAUCUAUGGAUCAUUGCUGGUGCAUCGGAGAUGUGUCCUUCCAAUGCUGUAUCUGAACCUGAAGAUGCAAAACAGAUGUCUAAUACUGGUGUGUGUGCCUUUGCCUGCAUCAAGGUCAUCAGUUUAUCUGAUCAACAGCAAGCAACCAUCUUAGGAGAAGCUGAAGUACCUGGUGGCACUGAAUUACUCAAAGGACUUCAGGGGAAGAUAUUAGAUGAUGCAGAUGUGGCAACAUUUGCACUGGUUGCUGAAGCUGCGAACAGGGCACUGCACAAUCUGUUGAUCAAGCGGCAGUAUCCUGCAGAGAAGCGGGAGCUGCGAAAGAGGAAUAGGAAUGACAAGAAGCAACAGCACUAAUUCUUUAUCUUCCCAAUUCAUCCUUUCCUUGCAUGAGUGUCUCUGCACGUGCGUGUUCUGGAAGGGGAUUGGUUGCUUAAGUUGCAAAUAAGCUGAACAAACUUCUGAUCGAUUGUGAUGCAGAGAAGCUGUUGCUUAAGAAUUAUGCAGUUUCACAUGUAUGUGUGUGUAAAAGAGAGAGAGAGAGAGAGAGCGAGAGGGAAAGAGAGAGAGAGAGAGAGAGAGAGAUAUGUUGUUUUAUACUUAAGGGGAACAGCAGUAAUCACUAGAUUGUCAAGGAGCUAGUAGUUGGUGAAAGCUGAUCUUGAUGUCAUGACCAACCGAGGUAGUUUUCUUCAUCCUACAGGAAGAUGGCAGCCACCUAUGCUUCUGUCCAAAAUGGAUGAUAAUUGUUUUUAUAUCAAGUUUGGUAAACUUUGUUAUAAUUGAGGCUGUCUUCCGUUCAAUGAACUUGGAAUGGCAAGCACACCGUGCAAGGUUUAGCAGCUUUA
Molecule: messenger RNA, 1952 nt
Organism: Nymphaea colorata (pocket water lily)
Lineage: Eukaryota; Viridiplantae; Streptophyta; Magnoliopsida; Nymphaeales; Nymphaeaceae
Exons: 10
Coding region: 139-1461 (440 amino acids)
Biological process (GO): RNA (guanine-N7)-methylation
Cellular component (GO): cytosol; nucleus; tRNA methyltransferase complex
Molecular function (GO): protein binding; tRNA (guanine(46)-N7)-methyltransferase activity
Source: RefSeq, a predicted model, not a curated record